Messenger RNA from Juglans microcarpa x Juglans regia, 2648 nucleotides. RefSeq names its product subtilisin-like protease SBT3.5. NCBI's taxonomy places the organism in Eukaryota, Viridiplantae, Streptophyta, Magnoliopsida, Fagales, Juglandaceae. The transcript has 10 exons. The record is from RefSeq and is a predicted model, not a curated record. The coding region runs from base 182 to 2515 and encodes 777 amino acids. Gene Ontology annotation, molecular function: serine-type endopeptidase activity. Gene Ontology annotation, biological process: proteolysis.
AAUUCAUCAAGUUCCCACAACUUUAAGGAGCAACCUCACCGUGAGCCUGAGACCGACGGUUACGUUGUUACUGGUAUCAAACUUGAAUCAAAAACAUAUUUGCAGAACCCAAAUGAAUUCUGCACAUUUUUAGGUGUCCAAGAGGCCAUCUCUCUCUCUCUCUGUGGAACGGUCGGAUGAUAUGGGGAACAAGAUGAGUCCUUCAAUGUUUGUUUUAGUGUAUCUAAUCUUGGUUCUGAAUGGCCAGAGUAUUACAACAAUCGUGAAGGCAAGAAGCAACGUUCAUAUAGUUUAUCUGGGAGAGAAGCCGCGAGACGAUCCCAAGUUGAUUACAGGCUCACAUCAUGAUAUGCUUGCCACAGUAGUAGGGAGCAAGGAAAUGGCCUCAGGUUUGAUGGUCUACAGUUACAAGCAUGGGUUCUCUGGAUUUGCAGCUAAGCUUACAGAGUCUCAAGCACAACAACUUGCUGAGUUGCCUGGGGUUGUUCGCGUCAUACCAAAUAGUCUGCACAAGCUGCAGACAACUAGGAGCUGGGAUUUUCUCGGUCUGUCUCCUCAGUCUCCAAACAAUAUUCUUCACAACAGUAAAAUGGGCGAUGGAGUUAUCAUAGGUGUCUUCGAUACAGGAAUAUGGCCAGAGUCCAAAUCUUUCGGGGAAGAUGGUCUCGGGCCAGUUCCAUCUCGAUGGAAGGGUGUCUGCAUAUCUGGGGACAAAUUCAAUGCCACAACAAACUGCAAUAAGAAAAUAAUUGGAGCCCGUUCGUACAUCGAUGGAUUUCUUGCAGAGUACGGACAGCCAUUGAACACAUCUGGAGACCGAGAAUACUUAUCUCCCAGAGACGCAAAUGGACAUGGCACGCACACUGCCAGCACCGCUGGUGGUUCCUUCGUGGGCAAUGUUAGCUUCAGGGGCCUUGCUACUGGAACUGUUAGAGGUGGUGCACCCCGUGCUCGCUUGGCCAUAUACAAGGUUUGCUGGAAUAUACUUGGAGGCCAAUGUGCAGCAGCUGAUAUGCUGAAAGCUUUUGACGAUGCCAUACAUGAUGGGGUUGAUGUUUUAUCUUUGUCAAUUGGGUCUUCCAUUCCUCUGUUCUCAGAGGUUGAUGAACGUGAUGGCAUUGCCACUGGUUCAUUCCAUGCUGUGGCCAGGGGAAUCACUGUAGUUUGUGGAGCCGCAAAUGACGGACCUUCAGCAUACACAGUUCAUAACACAGCACCAUGGAUCUUAACUGUUGCAGCAAGCACCACUGAUCGAGCAUUUCCUACACCUAUUACUCUAGGAAACAAUAAAACUUUACUGGGUCAAGCCCUUUUUACAGGAAAGGAGAUUGAUUUUACAGGCUUGGUAUACCCGGAGUCCACAGGACUUGAUUCUACCGCAGGAAGAUGUCAAGCCCUCUCACUUGAUGAAACUAGGGUAGCCGGGAAUGUGGUUCUCUGCUUCACUUCAAUGUAUAUGGCUCGGCAGAUUUCUUUAAGGAGUGCCUCAACAGCAGUGCAGGAAGCAGGAGGUGUUGGGCUGAUUGUUGCCAAGCAUCCCAGUGAUAUCUUGACUUCAUGUGAUGCUGAAUUCCCAUGCAUUGAAGUUGACUAUGAAAUCGGCACCCAGAUACUGUUUUACAUCAGGUCCACUGGGAAUCCUCUAGUGAAGUUGAGCCCUACGAAAACAAUUGUGGGCAUGCCAGUAUCACCAAAGGUUGCGUAUUUCUCAUCUAGGGGGCCUAGCUCUAUUGCACCAGCAAUUCUAAAGCCAGAUAUAACUGCACCUGGUGCCAACAUAUUGGCCGCCACUACUGCCUUCGAUCGAUCGAUGGAUGGUGGAUAUGCCAUGCGCUCGGGAACUUCAAUGGCAACCCCUCAUAUCUCAGGCAUCGUGGCACUUCUCAAAGCCUUGCACCCUAACUGGUCCCCAGCAGCCAUAAAAUCAGCCCUUUUCACAACUGCAUGGCAGACUGGUCCAUCUGGUUUGCCAAUCUUUGCUGAAGGAUCUCCUCAGAAGCUUGCUAAUCCAUUCGACUUUGGAGGUGGCAUUGCAAAUCCAAACAAGGCAGCAGACCCCGGAAUGGUAUAUGACAUGGGCACUACCGACUACAUAAAUUAUCUCUGUGCCAUGGCUUACAACAACUCUGCUAUCUCUCGGCUCACGGGGCAAUCCAUGGUGUGCCCUAGUAAAAAACCCUCCAUUUUGGAUGUAAAUCUACCUUCUAUAACCAUACCAAGUCUAAGAAAUUCUAUCACUAUCACCAGAACUGUUACAAAUGUGGCAACCUCAACAUCUAUUUAUAGAGCUGUAAUCGAACCUCCAUUUGGCAUAAUGAUAUCAGUAAAACCAAAUGUCUUGGAAUUCAACUCUACUGUUAAGAAGAUCUCCUUCAGGGUUACAAUCUCCACAACCCACAAGGUGAACACAGGAUACUAUUUUGGGAGCCUGACGUGGAUUAAUGGAGUGCAUGCUGUAAGGAGUCCCUUGUCCGUGAGAACUGAAGUUUUACAAUCUAAUGCUGCUGAUUACUAAAAAAAUUGCAGAUUUAACAGAAUCCUUGAUUCCAUGUUAAGGUCAAUGCAAGUAUUCUGAAUUAAACAGUCUUUGUAUUACUAAAUUUUCUUCAUGUAUAAUAAUGAUAAUAAUGAAGUCUGCAUUGAGUGUA